AAAUCUAGACAUAAUCCAUAAUUUACACACGAUGUGAUUUAUAGUAGCCAAGUAUCCAAGUAUCAGGCCAUUGAAAGAUGAGGAGCAACCUCUGGUCGUUAGUCCUCCUGCCCAAGUGGUGUCAGUGUUGGUCUUGAAGGGGAAUCUUUCAUGGCCCAUGGAUGUCUCGGGUUUCAGUACUCCGUUGGCAGUGGCAGCCAGGGGAGGAGGGAUACUGAGUUGAACACCGAAGUGAAUACCAAACUUCACGUUGGCUGCCCAGGUACGAACACUGUGUAGAAACGCAGCCUAGAUUGCAUUUUACUGACUGUUCCAUUAUAAUAUUGCUAAACUUUUGUGGAAUCGCUGUCCUGCAGUUCAUGAUCGGUUCCAAAAGAGGAGGUGGAAGCGAGCGGCGUCUCUGAAACGCCAGUGUUCGGAGCUCGUGAAGAGUUGAGAGAAAAUGCCACCUUUUUCAUGGAGGCUGCUGCUCCUGCUGGCUUCUGUGCCUCUGGCUCUGGCUGAGUCGGAUGGCUCCUCGGUCCUGGAGGGAUGGCAGGACAUGUGGCUCUUCAAGUUCCUGCUCAACGUCCUGGGCUAUGCCACCAUCCUCAUCCCCGGAUACUUCCUCAUCAGCUACUUCAAAAGGAUCAACUACCUGGAGACAGGUCGUGGGCUAUGCUUCCCUGUCAUAAAGGCCUGUGUUUUUGGUCAUGAGAGCAAGACAGGACUGCUGGAUGACGAGUCCAUCGCCUCGCGCAGCGACUCGGAGUCCUCCUCCACUUCCUCCAGACAGGCCUUCAAGCUGGUCUUCUGUGCGGCCGGACUGCAGGUCUCCUACCUGACAUGGGGCGUGCUGCAGGAGCGCGUGAUGACUCGUGCGUACGGCGCGGUGCCGGGCCCGGAGGGGGAUGUCAACGGCAGCGCUGGUGAGCGCUUCAAGGACUCCCAGUUCCUGGUCUUCAUGAACCGCAUCCUGGCCCUGACGGUGGCCGGCCUGUGCUGCGUGCUGGUCAAGCAGCCUCGGCACGGCGCGCCCAUGUACAAGUACUCCUUCGCCUCGCUCUCCAACAUCCUCAGCAGCUGGUGCCAGUACGAGGCCCUCAAGUACAUCAGCUUCCCCACACAGGUGUUGGCCAAGGCGUCCAAGGUGAUCCCGGUCAUGCUGAUGGGCAAGCUGGUGUCCCAUAAGACCUACGAGUACUGGGAGUACCUCACGGCGGCGCUCAUCUCGGUGGGCGUCAGCAUGUUCCUGCUGUCCAGCUCCAGCAGCAAGCACCCCUCCACCGUCACCACCUUCUCCGGCGUCGUCAUCCUGGGCGGCUACAUCAUGUUCGACAGCUUCACCUCCAACUGGCAGGACAACCUCUACAAGUAUAAGAUGUCAUCGGUGCAGAUGAUGUUUGGCGUGAACCUGUUCUCCUGCCUGUUCACGGUGGGCUCCCUGCUGGAGCAAGGGGCGCUGUUCGACUCGCUGGCCUUCAUGCUGCGCCACUCGGAGUUUGCGCUGCAUGCCAUGCUGCUGUCUGUGUGCUCGGCGUGCGGCCAGCUCUUCAUCUUCUACACCAUCGGGCAGUUUGGCGCCGCUGUCUUCACCAUCAUCAUGACGCUGCGGCAGGCCAUGGCCAUCCUGCUCUCCUGCUUCCUGUACGGCCACGCCGUCUCGCCCGUGGGUGCCCUGGGCGUGGGCGUGGUCUUCCUGGCGCUCUUCCUGCGCAUCUACGCCCGCGGACGCAAGAAGAGCGGCGGCGGGAAGAGGCAAGCGCCGCCACCCCUGCAGAAGGUGUGAGAGGAUGACCAUGAUGAUGAUGAUGAUGAUGAUGAUGGAGAUUAUGAAGAUGAUUGAGAUGGAGAGGACCAGAGGAGGGCCCUGGACAGAGAGCAAGAGAGAGAAAGGGAGAGAACAGGUAGAUGAGGUUUGGCAGGACUCAUCACACUUCUGGUGGGGAGUUUUGUCAUGAAGGUGUGAGAAGAUGGUGGUGGUGGUGGAGUAGGGGAGGCAGCAGGACUGGAGGGAUGGACAGUCGGGUUACACGGCGUGGCGGGACAAAAGGGAGAGACUUUUUGUACAGGCGCCACAUUUUCCGUGGCGAGCUUUGUUGUCUGUCCUGGUCUCAACUUGGUUUUAUUAUAAUUUUUUUGCUUUUUUUUUCAGUUCUGUCAUUCAACACGUACGGCCUCAUUUGUCCUUUUUUUGUUUGUUGUUUUGGGAGGGGAGUCAGUGAGUUAGUUUUGUACUGUUCAAAAGGGUACUCAAAGGGAUGUUGCCUUCUUUUGGGGUUGGCGGGUGAGAGGAUGGGGCUGUGUCCCAAAUGUUCACUUUAUCCACUACUAAGUGACCUACAUAGGGGCCUGAUCGACAUGGAUUUGUUCCCUAUGUACUAGUACCCUCUGUAGUGUUUGAGUGAGCAUUGGGCCCAUUUUGGGAGACGAUAAGGGAUUGGGUGAGGGCUGUAGCUGUAAGCUUGCACCUCUUUUCUACUGCCAGUUUUCUAGUCGGCCUACAGCGUGAUUUGGACGUCACUUUUUGGUCUUCGAUUGAGCUGUGUCGUGCCUAGUUGAAAAGCAAAAAUUGGCCAAGUCGCGCUGUGUCGAGCUGUAGGCCUACCAGAAUACUGGCAGUAGAAAAUAGGCCUUAGUGUCAGAGCAGGCUCUCAGAAUGGUUGACGCAGACAGACGCACACAAACAAAACCGAGCAGAGCUAACUUCAACACUAGUGGGGCUGCUCUAUUCUCAAGCUGCCUUUUUGACAGAAGUUCUAACAAGUGAAAUCGUCACAUUGAAAUUUGGGCAUCCAAUGCCGUGUUGGAACAACCAGCAUAUCCAGUAAGGUCACAUUCCCCCUCCAUACCAUCCCAUACCUGUACACAUGUCAUUGUCUUUGCUGCGUUAGAGUCAUUGACUUUGUAGUAGCAGAUGUCACCUGGUGCAACACACUGCAGGUAAUGCCGCUGCAUUAAAUUAGCAUCAUUUUUGGCUCGAUUUAUAAAAUUACAUUCAUUCCAUGUACUGUAAAUGAAACAUGUACAAUGAAAUACAUUUCCAACUUCAAGCAAUAGUGGUAUUAGCUGUGGUUGCACCACCCUGACGUCUGCUUCUGAAAACCUCAAUAGACCCAUUGGUACAAGACAGAGAGGAUGGCGCUCUGACUGAGGACUUAUAGCAUCAUAUGCCUCUUUUCCACUGCCGUUUUUCUGGUAGGCCUGCAGCUCGACAAAGUCAGACUCUGCCGCCACUUUUUGCUUUUCGAAUAAACACGAUACAGCUCAAUCGCAAAGCAAAAAGUGGCGGCCGAGUCGCACUAUGUCGAUCUGUAGUCCUACCGGAAAACCGGCAGCGGAAAAAAGGCAUUAGUUAGCUAAAGCCAUGAAGCACAACCCCCCCCCCCCCCCCCCCUUUAGCCCCUCAUUAUUUCCACCCUGAUAUCCAUUUACGGCUCGCUUUUCUGUUAAGUUUUGUUUUGUUUUUUUACUCUCUUCUUCCUAUUAACAUGAAUGUUUGAAUGGAAUUGGCCCGCCAUGAGCACUAACAUUAGCAUGCUGUGGCGAGUUCAUGUACCAAGAAAACUGGUACAGUCAUGUCGUUCACCGUGCAAUGUAGUAUGUACUGAUAUGUAUGUGUAUACAUAGUAGAGAUUCGGAGUCUUAGUAGGUCAAGUGUGAGAGAAGGGGUCAGACCCUUGAUGGAAAAAAAAAAGGGUAACACUUUACUGGACGCCGGCAUUGUACGUAUGUCAUAACAGUUUCAUAAUAGUGUCGUAACACAGUCAUGCAUGUCAUAAACAUUUUGUCAAUGUCGUAAACAUUUUAAGCUAAGACGGCCAU
Engraulis encrasicolus (European anchovy) is the source of this 3804-nucleotide messenger RNA. RefSeq names its product solute carrier family 35 member B2 (gene slc35b2). Gene Ontology annotation, molecular function: 3'-phosphoadenosine 5'-phosphosulfate transmembrane transporter activity. The record is from RefSeq and is a predicted model, not a curated record. Gene Ontology annotation, cellular component: Golgi membrane; endoplasmic reticulum membrane. Gene Ontology annotation, biological process: transmembrane transport. NCBI's taxonomy places the organism in Eukaryota, Metazoa, Chordata, Actinopteri, Clupeiformes, Engraulidae. The coding region runs from base 443 to 1768 and encodes 441 amino acids. The transcript has 6 exons.